UUGUCAUGGUCAUCCAAUAGCACUCUGCCCAUCUGACGCCUGGUGGUCUGGUCACCAACAAAUCUAGGUUGCCAAGGGGGUGGACCACGUCUCUAGCGCUCCCCAAACAGCUGCAUCCCGCACAAAAGACGCACGCCAUGAUCCGCAGAACCGGCACAAACCACGCAUUAGGUGGCAUCCGGUUUUUUUUUUGCCAUCGUAUCUGCUGUGUUGCCUGCGUGCCUGCCUCUUUCUCUUGUCCCCCAAUCCGCCAGAUCUCGGUGUAUAAAUACCCGCUUGAUCUCCCCUCAUUUCUCCCUGUUAUUCCACCAUCAGCUUCCAAUCAUCUCACACUCAUCAAUACAAAACCAACAAUCAACUCUUAACCAACAAACCCCAAACAACUAUCAAAAUGGGUGGCUCUUGCAACUGCUCCGGCUCCGCCUCUAGCUGCUCUUGCGGCUCUGACUGUAUGUCACCCCACCCCAUCACGAACGACCUCUCCUCUCCUGUCUUUCACAUUAUUAACAACUCACCUAUAGGCUCCUGCUCUGGAUGCAAAUAAGUCAUUCCCUCACUCGCACACAACACACACACACAACACAAAUUUUGCGCGAUACCCCUUUUUCACACUCUCUUCAAUCAACACACUUUGUUGCCAGCAUGGCAUAGGAUAUCUUGGGUCGGUCGGUCUGUUAGUCGGUUAGGGUUAUGAUGGGGACACAAUCAUGAGAAUAACACAACUACUUUCCUUUUGACACGCUUUGUCUUUUGAAGUGAAUAAACUUUGUGGAAACCAUUUUCCCCAUUUUCUACCCUCCCGUGAAGUGUACAUUAGCUCCAGUUUGCAGUUAGGGUUAUGUGUGACACUGCUCACAUCCUCCACCCACCUCACCUUCUCGCCUUCCAACAUCCCAAAAAUGCAAACAUUUUCCCAUAUUUAUACUCGACAGUCCAAUCGCGAGAGAUCUCAAACUUUUCAUCUUUCCCAAUGACACCCUAAGCGAGCACCAACAACCCCUCACAUCUCACAUCCGGCCCCACCACCGACCGACCCGACCGGCCGGGCACGGUCCAAGCCCGGCCCCCAAACCAACAACAAACCACCCGUCCCUUCGGCCAAGGAGUUGAGUUGGUCCUGCAAAGUCCUCCACCACCAGCAACACCAAUGUUUGCUUCUCUCCCUCGGAAUUUUCCAUUGGUCGCUUUCUCGGACUCCACAAAACCAUUCUAUUUUUCCUUCCAGCCCGCCCAGACGACGACCGCAAAUUGACCACAGCUUGUUUUGAGUGACGGGAUCUACUGUACAUAUCCGUUCCCCCUUGCCUAUUCCUAAGACCAGGAUCAAAUGUAAGCUUAACAGAAAGCUGAUGCCGAAAAAUCCCAUUGCUCCAAGGUGCCCGCCUCCUUCGGUGGCCAAACCCGACAACCUCACAUCUGAUACCAGACCAAAAGUUCGCAUAAUAACCCAAAACAUCCAUCCACACGGGGACGGGAAGGAUUUCCAAGACUUGUAUACAAAGCCACCUUUUAUAAGUGAUACAUGGCCCCCCCAAGUCCGAGCCCGUGUUCACAUGGAUGUUCUUGUCCCCCUCUUUUUGCUUUCUCACUCUUGACGAACAGUUUGACGACGGGAGCAGCUAGCAAGCGAUAUACAACACACUUCUGGGAGAGAAUGCAACAUAACUGAGGAUCUCCAUCGAAAAGCAACCGCAGUCGCAGCAGGCAGCAAAUGAAGACCGGUCGAUUGCUACUCUCGGUUACUGUGGGCGUGAUAGCACAAGUUGAUGUAGUAGCGACGGUGGUGAGGGGGAGGGCGCUGAAUCCCGCUAUCCCACCAAGCAACCUCCCCCACGAACCCAUCCACCACCUGUCUCCCCGACAAGACCAAGAACCAGAACCCCCGCGAAGAACGACCAUAAUAACAGCCCGCACCACCAUCACCACCCGCCUGUCCUCCCGAACCCCAUCCCCUUCCUCCAGAACCGAAGAUGACGAUACGACAAAAACCGAUGACACUCAAACAACCACCAGCGCGGUAGAAACCUCCACAACACUCAGCGCAACAGAAACUACCUCCCCCGCCGCCAGCGCCUCCCCCUCCGCAGCCGAACCACCCCUUCCCCCUUCAGAAGAGGGAAGCGGUCUAUCCCCCGGCACAGCAGCCGGGAUAGCAGCCGGGGCAGUCGCAGCCGUCGCUCUCAUCGCCCUCAUCAUCUUCCUCCUCUGGCGCAAGAAAAAAGGCGGGAUCCGCGGUGCAGUCGUCACGGCUGAUUACCCUGACACGAUGAACAUGGUUGACAAUACCAAGCCGCAGCAAUACCCUGAACCGACCCUUCCAGGUGAUCUCAGCAGUAGGAACGGUUCUGUCACAAACGAUGACCCCUUCUUUCACAAAGACGAGUACGCAUUCGCUGCCGCGGGCGCGAGGAGGCAGUCGAGUUUCUCUCCGUCGCAGGUUGGCGUAGCGGUGGGUGGGAGUCCGGGGGGGCAGGGGCAGGGGCAGUAUGGGGGGUACCAACGGGAAGGGCAGCAGCAGUAUGGGGCUUACCUACCCCCCCUACCAACACAAGAACAACAGAAGUUUGCGAUGGUAGGAUCGCCGGGUCAAGAGCAGCAGCAGCAGCAACACAUUGCCUUUGCCCAGACUUCACCCGGCCAACCCCAGCAGCAGUUUGCUUAUGCCCCGAAUCAGGGAUACUACCAACAGCAGCAGCAGCAGCAGUACAUCCCCUCCUCUCAAGGCGGUGACCUCGGCGCAAACGGCGUGCCCUACCGCCCAGUAAGCGCCUUCACAGCUUAUCCUUCCCCAGGGCACCCGAUCCUCCCGGUGUCGCCCCUGACGCCCCACCGGCAGUCGCUCGGUAUGGCCUCACAGGCAUCACCAUAUUAUCCGCCGCACCCAUCACAGCCAUCCCGACCACCACAGGGCCCAGAAAAUGUUGCGAGCCCGAAUCUACCCAACUUCAUGAUACCCGGGGGCAUCAAGUCGAGAGCGAUGAGUUUCAGCGCCUCACAGCCGCAGUAUGAAGGGGAAGCAAGGCAAGAAUGGGCAGCACCACCACCACCAGUACCAGCAAUGCCCACAGCCGUGGCUCUGAUCUCACCCCCUCUCUCUCCCCUAAGGAGAAACCCUGUAUAGAACCUUUGUAACAACAGAACAGUCGCGUAAAUAAAAGUUGUCCUCGUUCUA
Molecule: messenger RNA, 3172 nt
Organism: Podospora pseudocomata
Lineage: Eukaryota; Fungi; Ascomycota; Sordariomycetes; Sordariales; Podosporaceae
Exons: 2
Coding region: 1712-3121 (469 amino acids)
Source: RefSeq, a predicted model, not a curated record